Effrenium voratum is the source of this 1117-nucleotide messenger RNA. The record is from the annotation of a GenBank genome assembly. Lineage: Eukaryota; Dinophyceae; Suessiales; Symbiodiniaceae.
AGGCCCAAGCUUGCGAGGGCUCGCUCAGCCUUGAGCCAAAGUCAUAAAUUCAACAGCGCAAUGAGGCAUGAUAGGAUGGAUCCCAAUGCAGAAGUUCUAUGGCAAUGAGAGGCGGAUUGCGUGUUCACCGGUCCAUGAACACAUAGAGGUGAUGUUUCAGCGAGCAGUCCUAUGUCAUUCCACGCUGCGUGGCACUGCUUUCAAGGCUUGCUCUGGCCCACUAUGUACCGCCGCGCGAAGCGUUGCGCGAGUUCGCAUCAAUCGUUACACUGGAGUGAAGGCAGUGAAGAAAAGCCCUCCUAAGACGGAAUGGCAGGCAGCUGCCGAGAAACAGUUUUUGCAGAUGCGCUCGCGGAUUCCAAAAGAUGAGCUCAUGUGGGGCUUGACGCCUGACGACGUGCAACAUCUAUCUCCAGAUAUGCGGAAGUGCCUCACGCUGCGCUGCGCCAGCUCAAGGGAAAUCUCCGGCUGGAGAAAGCAGCAGCUGAUCCGGAAGUUCCAGCGACGGCCCUUUGAUACCAACAGCCCCGCGGUGCGCAUCGCUACGCUCACCGAGAAGAUCCUGCGACUCCGAGCGCACUUGUUGAGAACGGAUCUUGGCGGCAUGCACGCAGAGGCUAAGCGUGCCCUGAGGAUGUACUUGACGCGCCGAACACAAACAAUGAAGACAUUAUACAAGUCGGAUUACACCCUGUAUCGCUAUACCUGCAUGGAGCUGGGCAUCAGAUGCGUGCGCUUCGCGAUUCCUCUACCAUCGUAUGACCCGCAGAAGAUGCUGAAUCCGCAAGCGGUGGAUGGCGAUCACGCCAGAUGGCUGAUCCGGCAGCGGCUGUACAAGGCAAGGCACCGGCCCCGCGAAGUACGAGAGCCGGGAACAGAGCGGCGCAUCCGCUGGACCCGUCAUCCGCUGGAGACAGUCCCGGAAAGUCACGGCAGGCCGAAGCCGACCCAGCAACAAGUCUCCUGCGCGUGGCCACAUGGUGUCCGACAAGAGCGAGUCGAGGGAAAACAGGUCAUUUAUAAUCCAACAGCUCCCGGCAGAGGCUUCUGGCCUGCCAAACAAAAGAUUGUUGGCGGUCGCACGCCAGAACCUGAGUGAGCAAACGGUGCAGGAGUG